This is a messenger RNA of Nerophis ophidion (straightnose pipefish), 1052 nucleotides long. RefSeq names its product calcium regulated heat stable protein 1 (gene carhsp1). Gene Ontology annotation, molecular function: mRNA 3'-UTR binding. The coding region runs from base 219 to 695 and encodes 158 amino acids. The record is from RefSeq and is a predicted model, not a curated record. The transcript is spliced from 5 exons. Gene Ontology annotation, biological process: regulation of mRNA stability. Gene Ontology annotation, cellular component: cytoplasm. Lineage: Eukaryota; Metazoa; Chordata; Actinopteri; Syngnathiformes; Syngnathidae.
UAGAAGCGCGAGAGUCUGCAAGUGCAGAAGUUCCUGGAUUCUCACCCGGAAUCGUCGGACGCUUUUUUACGCAACUACCCAAACCUGCUCGACUCAACUUCAGUUUACCUUCAUAUUCCUCCUUUUAUUUGGCUCCUGUUCGCUCUUCGGCGUCCCGGUGAAGCAGACGGUGUCUUAAACCACUUUGGAGCACCGCUCUUUCUUUGUCUCCCACCACAAUGUCCUCGCAGGCUGAGUCCAUCCCCGGGGUAAGACCAACGACCCCCCCGUUGAACUCUGCCAGUUCUCCAUCUUUGAAAUCAGCAGAUUCUCUGCAUCCUCCAGCAAGCAGAGACCGCUCCCCUUCCCCCAUACGAGGCUUCAAUAUUCCCAGCCCCUUGCCCACUCGCAGGAACAGGACCUUCUCAGCGACGACUCGUGCAUCAGAGGGUCCGGUGUUUGGUGGUGUGUGUAAAUCUUUCUGCCGCUCCAAAGGCCAUGGCUUCAUCCAGCCAUUUGAAGGGGGCGGCGAAAUCUUUGUCCACAUCUCAGACAUCGAGGGCGAGUAUGUGCUCGUGGAAGGUGACCAGGUGAGAUACAAAGUCUGCUCCAUUCCUCCGAAAUAUGAGAAGAUCCAGGCCGUGGAGGUCACCAUCACCCGUCCGAAGACCGGAACCAAACACGAGACCUGGACAGGAAACUUUUCCCAAAACUGAGAGCUCAAGCAUUACCGAGGUUAGGUGAUGGCGCACUCGAGAACAAAAGUUGGUUUGUUAAGAGUAGAUUCAUCAUACAGGGGCGGAGAUUCCUAUCUCAAAAUACUCCAAAUAUUUGGUGUCUUGGGUUAUUUAAAAUGGUGAUCUGUUAUUUGGGAACAUGUACAAUGUAUUUUAGUUUACUGCUGAAAUCCUGCAGUGAGUGUUAAGUCAUGCAGGGAUCGCUAGUCCAAUGCCAUAAGGUUUAUUACCAGGUCAACGCUGUGCCUACUUCUGAACCUAAAACUCUGCUCGUGCCUAUUGAUACAUGACCUGUGUUUGAUUAUGUGGGAUAUAUAAUAAAUCAAUUAAAAAGGG